Molecule: messenger RNA, 2146 nt
Organism: Trichoplax adhaerens
Lineage: Eukaryota; Metazoa; Placozoa; Uniplacotomia; Trichoplacea; Trichoplacidae
Exons: 3
Coding region: 1-2001 (666 amino acids)
Biological process (GO): endoplasmic reticulum unfolded protein response; cellular response to unfolded protein; protein refolding
Cellular component (GO): cytoplasm; nucleus; endoplasmic reticulum lumen
Molecular function (GO): misfolded protein binding; ATP hydrolysis activity; heat shock protein binding
Source: RefSeq, a predicted model, not a curated record
AUGUCGUAUAAAUUUGUUCAGGUUCUUCUGUUUGUAUGCGUGCUCAAUGGCUUGGUCCUAGGCAAAGCUGAAGAAAAAGAAAAUUUUGGCACCGUUAUUGGUAUCGAUUUAGGAACAACAUACAGCUGUGUAGGAGUAUUUAAGAAUGGCCGUGUAGAAAUUAUAGCUAAUGACCAAGGAAAUCGUAUAACACCUUCAUAUGUAGCUUUCACCGCUGAUGGUGAACGCUUAAUUGGCGAUGCUGCGAAAAAUCAGUUAACAUCCAAUCCAGAAAACACUGUUUUUGACGUAAAACGAUUAAUUGGGCGGAAUUGGAAUGAUAAGACAGUGCAGAAAGAUAUUAAGUACUUUCCCUUCGCUGUGAUUAGUAAGAAUGGUAAACCACACAUUGAAGUUGACGUUAAAGGUAAUAAGAAAGUUUUUGCUCCUGAAGAGAUUAGCGCUAUGGUGUUGUCAAAGAUGAAGGAAACUGCAGAAGCCUAUUUGGGCAAGAAGGUUACUCACAGCGUAGUUACUGUACCUGCUUACUUCAACGAUGCCCAGCGCCAAGCUACCAAGGAUGCCGGUACUAUUACUGGUAUGACUGUAAUGAGAAUCAUCAACGAGCCUACCGCAGCGGCUAUAGCAUACGGUCUAGAUAAAAAAGAGGGAGAAAAGAAUAUAUUGGUUUUCGAUUUAGGUGGGGGAACGUUUGAUGUAUCAUUAUUGACUAUUGACAAUGGUGUUUUCGAGGUAGUUGCCACAAAUGGUGACACUCAUUUGGGAGGUGAAGACUUUGAUCAACGCGUAAUGGAAUAUUUCAUCAAAUUGUACAAAAAGAAGAAAGGUAAAGAUAUAAAGAAAGACAAUCGCGCUGUGCAGAAAUUACGCCGAGAAGUUGAAAAAGCUAAGCGUGCUCUUAGCUCUCAACAUCAAACAAGAGUCGAAAUAGAAUCAUUGUUGGACGGGGAGGACUUUUCCGAAAGUUUAACUCGUGCUAGAUUUGAAGAACUGAACAUGGAUCUUUUCCGUUCGACUCUAAAGCCGGUACAGAAAGUCUUGGAAGAUGCUGAAUUAAAGAAAGGCGAAAUUCAAGAAAUCGUUUUGGUUGGUGGUUCCACUCGUAUUCCUAAAGUUCAACAAUUGGUUAAAGAUUUUUUCAACGGUAAAGAACCAAGUCGCGGUAUCAACCCUGAUGAAGCUGUUGCCUAUGGUGCGGCUGUUCAAGGAGGUGUUUUAAGUGGAGAGGAGAACACCGGUGAAGUUGUGCUCCUUGACGUUAAUCCCUUAACCCUUGGAAUCGAAACUGUUGGUGGAGUAAUGACGAAGUUGAUAACUCGCAACUCUGUUAUACCCACUAAAAAAUCGCAGAUUUUUUCUACCGUUAGCGAUAACCAACAAGUAGUUACCAUUAAAGUAUACGAGGGUGAACGUGCUAUGACGAAAGACAAUCAUUUACUCGCAAAUUUUGAUCUUACCGGUAUUCCACCAGCACCACGUGGAGUUCCACAAGUUGAAGUUACGUUUGAAAUCGAUGUGAACGGCAUCUUAAGAGUUUCAGCUGAAGAUAAAGGUACUGGUAAGAAGGAAAAAAUCACUAUAACCAACGAUCAGAACAGAUUAUCACCAGAUGAAAUUGAUCGUAUGAUUAAUGAUGCUGAAAAGUUUGCUGAUGAUGAUAAAGUCCUCAAAGAAAAGGUGGAAGCAAGAAAUGAACUUGAAAGCUUCGCCUACUCGCUUAAAAAUCAAAUUAGCGACAAAGAAAAGCUAGGAGGAAAGCUGUCCGAUGAGGAUAAGAAAACCAUCGCAGCUGCUGUUGAGGAUAAAAUUCAAUGGUUAGAAUCAAAUCCAAAUGCUGAAACCGAAGAAUUAAAAGCAAAAAAGAAGGAAUUAGAUGACGUUGUCCAACCAAUUACAACAAAGCUAUAUAAAGAUUCUCCACCACCACCACAAGGCCAAAACGCUGAUGCUGCUGGUGAUGGUGAAAGUGCUGACGGCAGCAGCGAUAAAGAUGAAUUAUAAGAGUAUUUAUAAUAAUCUCAUUUUCAUCUAUUAAGAACUGUUCGGAAUUAUUCAAAAGCAAGCCAUUCCAACAAAUGUGAAAAUCAUGGCUAUUUCACUGAUCAUUUUUAUUGUUGUGAUGGUAUGCAUAAUACUUUGAAAAAAC